AUGCAAACAUUUGUUUGUGGUGCACUUGCAUUCGAUCCCUCUCGUGGGUCAACUCGCUACAAAGUUGUACGGGUGGACUGGUCCCCAUACCGUGAUGUUCUUGUAGACAUAUACUAUUCGUUUGGGAGGAUUUGGGCUAGACGCGAACUAAAGGUGGACCAAUGCGUGCGCAAGGGUUUAUUGUUGAAUCCCGCGGUGUACUUCGAUGGGGAUUUAUUUCGAUUAUCCGAUACGUGGAACCUCAUACGGUUUGAUCUGAAGAGUGUGAGUAUUAGCGUGACCGGCCUUCCUUUGAGUUACAGAGAGUGUGAUGGCUUGAUGGGAUGCAUGGGGGUACAAAUGGACCGGUUUAUGUACGCGAAUGAAUCAUGCAAUGUGUUAUACUUAUGGUCGCUCGAGAAAAUUGUCAACAGUGAUGUAUGGAGUUGGGAUUUGAAGCACAAAAUUAAUAUUUAUGAUUUGACUAGUGGUAUUUUGCUUAACAAAGCGGUUGCCCCUGAUGGUUGUCAUUGGAUUGGGCCGGUUGCUUUUGAUCCACACUCAAAUGUGAUCUACAUGGGCAGCUCUCUUGUUAUCCUCAGAUGCAACCUGGACGAGGAUAAUAGAUUGGAGGAGGUGAGUAGAGUGGAUGGGAAUGUCAUGUUUCUUCCUGGAUGCCACUGUCGAGCUUUCCCUUACUUUCGAUGGCUUCUUCCAUUCACCGAUGCUGGAGAUGCUUGUGAUCGGAAUUUUUUGAAGUUUGUUUGA
Messenger RNA from Striga hermonthica, 747 nucleotides. NCBI's taxonomy places the organism in Eukaryota, Viridiplantae, Streptophyta, Magnoliopsida, Lamiales, Orobanchaceae. The record is from the annotation of a GenBank genome assembly.